AAAAAAAGCAUGGAGUAAGUUGCAGUAGUUCUUAUUAAAACAUAAAACAUUAUUUAUGUAAGAUACACAUUAGUUGCUUACGAUUUAAAUUUCAUUUACUGAAAGUAAGUGAACUUUUGACGUCAAAAGUUUCAGAUCUAAAAGCACCCCACUUUAUUCAACACCCUGCGCAGGCGAAAUAAACAAGUCAAGUCGGCAUAGAAUUUUGGAAAAGUAAUAUUUAAAAUAGAAAUACCAAUUAAUUUAGUUCCGACAUGGGCGAUGCUGACAGAGCAAUGAACGAUCCUGAAGUCGCCAAAACGGUGGCCGGAAUCCAGGUGAUUCCCGCCGAGGAUGUCGCCUCCAUCGAGGAGGUAAUUACAAUUGAUCCAGAGUGCUACGAACUGGAUCUGAAUCAUCGCCGGAUCGAGAAAUUGGAGAAUUUCGAGCCCCUGACGCAGAUCGAACGCCUGUUCCUGCGUUGGAAUCUGAUCAAGAAGAUCGAGAACUUGUCCACUUUGAAGACCCUGAUCGAACUGGAGCUCUACGAUAAUCAGAUCACAAAAAUCGAGAAUCUGGACGACUUGACCAAUCUGGAGGUGCUGGACAUCAGCUUCAAUCGUCUUACCCAGAUCGAAAACCUGGACAAGCUGGUUAAGCUGGAGAAAGUUUACUUUGUGUCGAAUCGGAUCACCCAAAUCGAGAACCUACAAAUGCUCACCAAUCUCACUAUGUUGGAGUUGGGUGACAACAAACUAAAGAAGAUCGAAAAUAUCGAAAUGCUGGUGAAUCUGCGACAGCUCUUUUUGGGCAAAAACAAGAUAGCCAAGAUUGAGAAUCUGGACACAUUGGUCAAUCUGGAGAUCCUCAGUCUGCAGGCCAAUCGUAUUGUAAAAAUUGAAAAUCUUGAGAAGUUGUCUAGUCUCCGCGAACUCUACAUAUCGGAAAAUGGAGUGGAAACCAUUGAAAACCUCUCCGAGAACAAGAAUCUGGAGACCCUGGACUUGGCCAAAAACCGAUUGAAAGGCAUUGGCAACCUGGAGAGCUUGGAACUCCUGGAGGAACUCUGGCUAAACCACAACGGGGUGGACGACUGGAAGAACAUAGAGCUGCUAAAGGUAAACAAGGCCCUGCAGACCAUCUACCUGGAGUACAAUCCGGUGGCCAAAGACGUCCGCUACCGCUCCAAACUGCGUGACAUUCUGCCGCAGUUGCAGAAGAUCGACGCCACCCUGUGCAAGGCGCCCGGAUCCUAGAUGGAGCCGUUGUAAUCCUCUUGAAAGACUAAUCCAUUUGUAUUGAUUAACUUUGAAAAAAUGCGUUUAAAAUAUACAUAAAAUUAAUCAUUACCAAGGCUUAUAUUUAGUCCACAAUCCA
This is a messenger RNA of Drosophila rhopaloa, 1356 nucleotides long. It is a transcript of the gene sds22, whose product is annotated as protein phosphatase 1 regulatory subunit 7. Gene Ontology annotation, molecular function: protein binding. NCBI's taxonomy places the organism in Eukaryota, Metazoa, Arthropoda, Insecta, Diptera, Drosophilidae. The record is from RefSeq and is a predicted model, not a curated record.